AUGUCUACUCCAUUCGGUGUUGAUUUAGGUAACGAGAAUACCGUUAUCGCCUGUGCAAGAAACAGAGGUAUUGACAUUAUAGUCAAUGAGGUUUCUAACCGUACUACUCCAUCAUUAAUUGGAUUUGGUAUGAAAAACAGAUUUAUUGGUGAAUCUGCUAAGAAUCAACAAGCCUCUAACUUAAAGAAUUCCGUUGAUAACUUGAAGAGAAUUCUCGGUUUAGACUACAAUGAUCCAGAUUUUGAAAUUGAAAAGAAAUACUUCAGCUGUCCAUUAGUCGAGAACAAAGAUGGUGGAAUUUCGGCCAAGGUCAGAUUUUUAGGUGAACAACAAGAAUUCACUACCACUCAAUUGUCUGCUAUGUACAUCAACAAGAUAAAGGAUAUCACUGUCAAGGAAACUAAGGGUAAUAUUGUUGACAUUUGUCUUUCGGUUCCAGUCUGGUACACCGAAAAGCAACGUCGUGCUGCUUCUGAUGCAUGUAGAAUUGCUGGUUUAAACCCAGUCAGAAUUGUUAACGAAACCACUGCUGCUGCCGUCGGUUACGGUGUUUUCAAGGCCAACGACUUGCCAGAAGAUGAACCAAAGAAGGUUGCUUUUGUUGACAUUGGUCAUUCAUCCCUCCAAGUUGCCAUUGCUGCUGUUAAGAAGGGUGAAUUAAAGAUCUUAGGUUCUGGUUACGAUAAGCACUUUGGUGGUAGAGAUUUCGACCACCAAAUUGCUAACCACUUUGCCGAAGAAUUCAAGGGUAAAUACAAGAUUGAUGUCAGAGAAAACCCAAAGGCUUACUACAGAGUUUUAACUGCUUCUGAAAAAUUGAAGAAGGUUUUGUCUGCUAACACCCAAGCUCCUUUCAACAUUGAAUCGGUUAUGAAUGACGUUGAUGUUUCAUCAUCUUUAACCCGUGAAGACUUAGAAGAAUUCGUCAAGCCAUUAUUAGAAAGAGUUCACAUCCCAAUUGAAACCGCAUUAAAAGAUGCUGGCUUAUCUACCGAUGAUAUCGACUCCAUUGAAGUUGUUGGUGGUUGUACUAGAGUUCCAUCCUUAAAGGCUAAGUUGGCUGAAAUUUUCGGUAAGCCAUUAUCAUUUACCUUAAACCAAGAUGAAGCUAUUGUCAGAGGUAAUGCUUUCAUCUGUGCUACUCACUCCCCAACUUUAAGAGUCAGACCAUUCAAAUUCGAAGACUUCAACCCUUACUCAGUUUCUUACUUCUGGGACAAGGAAGAUGAAGAUGAAGACAACUUGGAAGUUUUCCCAAGAGGUGGUCUUUUCCCAUCUACUAAAAUCAUUACCUUAUAUAGAAAGGGUGAUUUCGGUGUUGAAGCUAGAUACACUAACAAGAAUGAAUUACCAGCUGGUACUAAACCUCUUAUUGCUAAAUGGCAAUUGAAGGGUGUUGUCCCAUCUGAUGGUGAAAGCUCUAUUGCUUGUAAAUUGAAGUUGAGAAACGAUCCAUCCGGCUUCUACACCAUCGAAUCUGCACACACUGUUGAAGAAAAAUUGGUCAAGGAAUUGAUCGAAAAGGAAACAAAGGAAGGUGAAGAAGAAGAUGAAGAAGCUGAACCAGAAUACCGUGAAGUUAAGAAAUUAGUCAAGAAGAACGAUUUGGAAAUUGUUUGUUUCUCCUCCGCCUUAUCAGAAGAAGCCAGACAAGCCGCCUACGAAAAGGAACACUCCUUGAUCAUGGAAGAUAAGUUAGUUGCUGAUACUGAAGACAAAAAGAACGCCUUAGAAGAAUACAUCUACGAAUUAAGAGGCAAAUUGGACGAACAAUAUAAAGACUUCGCCAGUGAUGAAGAAAAGGAAAAAUUAACCGGUAUGUUGAUGAAGGCUGAAGACUGGUUGUACGAAGACGGUUUCGAUUCAAGUAAGGCUAAAUACAUUGCCAAAUACGAAGAAUUAGCUUCUAUUGGUAACGUCAUCAGAGGCCGUUACUUAGCUAAGGAAGAAGAAAGAAAACAAGCUAUUAGACAAAAGCAUGAGCAAGCUCAAGCUUCUGCCAUGGCCGAAAAGUUAGCUGCUGCUAGACAAGCAUCUAAGGACACCGAAAAGAAGAAUGAAGAUGGUGACGUUGAAAUGGAUAAUUAG
This is a messenger RNA of Debaryomyces hansenii CBS767, 2088 nucleotides long. It is a transcript of the gene MSI3, whose product is annotated as adenyl-nucleotide exchange factor. Bases 1 to 2088 code for a protein of 695 amino acids. The transcript has a single exon. Gene Ontology annotation, molecular function: ATP binding; ATP-dependent protein folding chaperone. The record is from RefSeq and is a predicted model, not a curated record. Gene Ontology annotation, cellular component: cytosol; nucleus. NCBI's taxonomy places the organism in Eukaryota, Fungi, Ascomycota, Pichiomycetes, Serinales, Debaryomycetaceae. Gene Ontology annotation, biological process: protein folding.